AAAAAAUAAACACACAAAGAAAACCGAAAAAGAGAAAACAUGGUGGAACAUAGUGACAACAACAACGUUCAUGUGUUAGUGAUCCCAUAUCCAGCACAAGGACACAUUAGUCCACUAAUCCAAUUCUCAAAACGAUUGGUUUCAAAAGGCAUCAAAACAACAUUUGCAACAACACAUUACACUGUUCAAUCCAUAACCGCACCAAACGUAUCCGUCGAACCAAUCUCUGAUGGGUUCGACGAAUCCGGUUUUACACAAGCCAACAAUGUUGAACUCUUUCUCACUUCAUUCAAAACCAAUGGUUCCAAUUCACUCUCAAACAUCAUUCAAAAAUACCAAAAAACUUCAACACCAAUCACAUGCAUUGUCUAUGAUUCUUUUCUACCUUGGGCACUUGAUGUUGCUAAACAACAUGGUAUUUAUGGUGCUGCUUUUUUCACUAAUUCAGCUGCUGUUUGUAACAUUUUUUGUCGUAUACAUCAUGGUUUGAUUGAAAUUCCUGUUGAUGAAUUGCCUUUGGUUGUACCUGAUCUUCCUCCAUUGAAUUCUAGAGAUCUUCCAAGUUUUAUAAGGUUUCCUGAAAGUUACCCUGCUUAUAUGGCAAUGAAAUUGAGUCAAUUCUCAAAUUUGGAUCAAGCUGAUUGGAUGUUUGUCAAUACAUUUGAAGCUUUAGAAGGAGAGGUUGUGAAAGGGCUAACUGAGCUUUUUCCAGCUAAAAUGAUUGGUCCAAUGGUUCCUUCUGCUUACUUAGAUGGAAGAAUCAAAGGAGACAAAGGGUAUGGAGCAAACUUAUGGAAGCCAUUAAGUGAAUAUUGCAUUAAUUGGUUAAAUUCAAAGCCAUCACAAUCAGUGGUGUAUAUCUCCUUUGGAAGCAUGGUUUCUUUAACAUCAGAACAAAUAGAAGAGCUGGCUUUGGGAUUAAAAGAAAGUGAAGUAAAUUUCUUAUGGGUUUUAAGAGAGUUAGAGCAAGGCAAGUUACCAAAGGGGUACAAAGAUUUUAUCAAAGAAAAGGGUAUAAUUGUAACAUGGUGUAACCAACUUGAAUUAUUGGCACAUGAUGCUGUUGGAUGUUUUGUGACACAUUGUGGUUGGAAUUCAACACUUGAGAGUCUAAGUCUUGGUGUUCCUGUUGUGUGUUUGCCACAAUGGGCUGAUCAAUUGCCAGAUGCAAAGUUUUUAGAGGAAAUUUGGGAAGUUGGUGUGAGGCCAAAAGAGGAUGAAAAUGGUGUUGUGAAGAGAGAAGAAUUUAUGUUGAGUUUGAAGGUUGUGAUGGAAAGUGAAAGAAGUGAAGUGAUUAGAAGGAAUGCUAGUGAAUGGAAGAAGUUGGCUAGGGAUGCUGUUUCUGAACGAGGUAGCUCUAAUAAAAAUAUUGACGAGUUUGUGGAUCAUUUGAUGAACACAAAUAAAAAAGGAAAUGAUUUGAGUGGUUACUAGAGUGGUCAUUUUCUUCCAUGAAUAAUAGUGAAUUUGGUUAGAUUGAAUUAUAAAGAUUUAUGUGGUUGUAUGAUGUUAUUUGUUCCUUUGAAUCAUCUUAGACAUGGUAAAAUUCUUCAAUAAUAUUUGUAGCGAAACUGAAAUGUGACAUUGCCAACCACAUAAAAUGUUAGAAUUUGGAAACCAUUUGACCGUAA
Molecule: messenger RNA, 1631 nt
Organism: Medicago truncatula (barrel medic)
Lineage: Eukaryota; Viridiplantae; Streptophyta; Magnoliopsida; Fabales; Fabaceae
Product: UDP-glycosyltransferase 74B1
Exons: 2
Coding region: 40-1434 (464 amino acids)
Molecular function (GO): quercetin 3-O-glucosyltransferase activity; quercetin 7-O-glucosyltransferase activity
Source: RefSeq, a predicted model, not a curated record